AUGAGCGGGACCCCUCGCGAGAAGUUGUUCAGCGAGGUGGAUGGUGGGGUUUUCACAUUCUCAUGCCCUGAUCUGAUAAUUUAUGGGUACUUCGUAUGCGGGUCACCAAGCCAGGUCCUCCGAGCCGACCGGGGGCUGCUGUCCUGCGGCUGCGGCGGGGUUGGUGGGGGAUCAGCCGCCGACACGCGGGAACUAACCGUUUACCAGCAGCACUCAGGGGCACUAGGCACUUGCAAAGAGCUUUGGUUCAGCUGCCUAGGAGUUUGCGCCGAUUUGCCUUUGCUCUGGGCGCAGAGUCACUGCUAUCGUGCCUACUCGCAAGUCAGGAUGUCCACAUCUAAGUAUGAUGAGUUGCUCCUUUCUCGACAUGGCCAUAGAAGUUGGGGUUUAUACAACGUGGCCUUGAUCCUCGUCACUUACUCGUUGUUCCAUAAUGCGAGACUCCUAAUUGUAGACUUCAUUCACUCCCGGUGGACGACGAGUUGCAAGUCCAUCCCCCGCACCGACGGACUGAACUCUCUCGAUGACCACUUUACUCCCUUUGCCAUAUGCCCCAUUUACCCGAAAGGCGGAACGCCCGUGACCACCUUCAUAGUAGAGAACAGCCAAGUGAAGGGGAGAGUCGACACACUUGGACAUCACGGUGGCCUGACGUCACGCCGUCCCCCCCGCGUUCUAUGGUCCCCAAUACCUCCUGCGCCUAUCCCCAUCAAGGACGGCGACGAAGACCAGGGCGAUAUUACACACGAGCUGAGACGUGAGGGCAAAGGAAGAAAUCACUUAGGUAUGCCGGCAGUCCGCUUCACCUACUGCAGACUCCCAGCAAACCUGUUCUCAUCUUCCCUCAUUGAUUCUGGGCCCCUGCAUAUCUAUUCCCCCAUUCCAGCUACCCCGGUCUUCAAGCCGGUGCCGCCAUUCCAAGGUUCCAGGCCUCAUCAGACCACGCCUCUUCCCCUCCCCCUAGCUCUCCCCACGGGGUACGAACGCCUACGGCUGCGCAUCUUGACGUGA
Colletotrichum lupini is the source of this 1011-nucleotide messenger RNA. RefSeq lists its product as uncharacterized. The transcript is spliced from 8 exons. NCBI's taxonomy places the organism in Eukaryota, Fungi, Ascomycota, Sordariomycetes, Glomerellales, Glomerellaceae. The record is from RefSeq and is a predicted model, not a curated record. The coding region runs from base 1 to 1011 and encodes 336 amino acids.